Messenger RNA from Setaria italica (foxtail millet), 1629 nucleotides. RefSeq lists its product as uncharacterized. The coding region runs from base 365 to 1183 and encodes 272 amino acids. The record is from RefSeq and is a predicted model, not a curated record. Lineage: Eukaryota; Viridiplantae; Streptophyta; Magnoliopsida; Poales; Poaceae. The transcript has 5 exons.
AUCCGCAGUGGAUGCUGAAAACCGGGGUAAAAUCCCUGACACUACGAAAUUGCGAAAGCUCCACAAAGUGCAGCCAGCAAGGCAGCAACCUCAAAUUCUCAAUCUCAUACGCGCGCGCACACACCAGAAAAUUGCCCCGGCUUUUCCUUUUCCCGUCAAAGAAAGAAGGCGGAUUUGCGAAUUCGCCCACCACCACGCCACCGGCAGGCGGCAGCAGGCGCUUUUAUAGCGAGCGCACGCCCAUGGCCACACGGAAACCCAGACCGCUGCCACCUCCCUCCUCUCUCACUCUCUCUCUCCACACGCCUCCGCGUGCUCGGUCGGUCCCAGACCAGCUCACCGGCCGGGGCGGCAGCAGGCAGCCAUGACGGCCGUGGACGCGGAGUCCUGCGCGGUGGUCGCGGCGGCCGCCGACAUCAUCUGCUCGCUGCGCGGCGCCGACCUCGCCGGAUGGACGCCGCCGUGGCGCAAGGACGCUGCUCCGGCUCUCCCUUCCGCCUGCGACGGUGGCGGCGGCGGCCAGGAGGUGGGCGGCGACGCGCGGGGCAUGGCGUGGCCGGCCGUGGCGCGCGGGAAGCGCUCGCGGUCCCGGCGCGCGGGGACCCCGUCGGCGUCGGGCUCCGCCUCCGCGGGGGCGGCGGCGAAGGAGGACGAGGAGGAGGAGAAGAAGAAGAAGAAGGGGAGGCGCGGCGCGCGGGGCAGCCCCGCGUCGCCCCUGGACUACAGCGGCGGGUCCGGCUCCGGCGCGUCCACGAGCGGCGGCGAGGACGGCGCCUUCUGCUCCCAGCCGGCUCCCGCGUCCGCCACCGCCGCGCCCAGCAUCAAGCAGGUGGGUGGCCUCGCCGGACGGCGGUCGAUCCUCCCGGUGCCGCCGCCUCGGCCCGCCGGGCAGCGGCCGCGGAAGAAGAUGAGGCUCCCGGAGAUCCAACAGCUGGUGCGGUCGCUGUCGGUGGAGAACGACGCCCUCCGCGAGGAAAUGAAGGCGUUGCAGAGGGCCUGCACGACGCUGUCCAAGGAGAACGGCAAGCUAGAGACAAGGCUAGAUCACUCAAGUAAGCGGAACGGGAUGAUCUCCGCGGAGGAUAAAGCAAAGCCAAAGCCUGGUUCUCAAGAGGCAGAGGCAGAGCAGGAUGCUGGGAACGGCUUCGUGCUCCCUGACCUCAACCUCCCGGCAGACGACUGAUGGCUGAAAUUUCGUCGGUGUCUACGAUCUUCAGACCGAUUUAGCGCGCUAACCUGAUAAUUAACUGUACAUAUAGACGAAGCUGGCCCAGAAGGGGUUCUCAAUUCUGAUCACACGCCAUGAUACCGAAGAAGAAAAACGGAGUUCAUGUUGUUUCAUAAGUUGUUGAAAUCUAGGGUUUAGAGCCACCAUCCCGGUCCUCCGGUCUGAAUGGAAUUGUUGUAUGUUCAGAUAGGGGGAUCGAUUUACCUUCCGUUUUCUGAUUAAGGUUCUUUAGUUGGUGCCCCGCGCUUCUGUGUGGAUGAAUGCGCAGAGGGAUAUAUAUAUUUUUUUAAAAUAUUUCCAUAUGUAGGUGAUGAGGAUUCGAAAGUGAACCCAACGAUGUAGCUUGUUUAACUUUCAUUUAAACAUAUAUAGUUCAAGCUUUUGAAGCUGGAGUUUUGCUG